Messenger RNA from Pongo pygmaeus (Bornean orangutan), 900 nucleotides. RefSeq names its product taste 2 receptor member 4 (gene TAS2R4). Gene Ontology annotation, cellular component: membrane. The record is from RefSeq and is a predicted model, not a curated record. The transcript has a single exon. Gene Ontology annotation, biological process: sensory perception of taste; G protein-coupled receptor signaling pathway; detection of chemical stimulus involved in sensory perception of bitter taste. NCBI's taxonomy places the organism in Eukaryota, Metazoa, Chordata, Mammalia, Primates, Hominidae. Gene Ontology annotation, molecular function: G protein-coupled receptor activity; bitter taste receptor activity. Bases 1 to 900 code for a protein of 299 amino acids.
AUGCUUCAGUUAUUCUAUUUCUCUGCUAUUAUUGCCUCAGUUAUUUUAAAUUUUGUAGGAAUCAUUAUGAAUCUAUUUAUUAUGGUGGUCAAUUGCAAAACUUGGGUCAAAAGCCAUAGAAUCUCUUCUUCUGAUAGGAUCCUGUUCAGCCUGGGCAUCACCAGGUUUCUUAUGCUGGGACUAUUUCUGGUGAAUACCAUCUUCUUCGUCUCUUCAAAUACGGAAAGGUCAGUCUACCUGUCUGCUUUUUUUGUGUUGUGUUUCAUGUUUUUGGACUCAAGCAGUCUCUGGUUUGUGACCUUGCUCAAUAUCUUGUACUGUGUGAAGAUUACUAACUUCCAACACUCAGUGUUUCUCCUGCUGAAGCAGAAUAUCUCCCCAAAGAUCCCCAGGCUGCUGCUGGCCUGUGUGCUGAUUUCUGCUUUCACCACUUGCCUGUACAUCACUCUUAGCCAGGCAUCACCUUUUCCUGAACUUGUGACUAAGAGAAAUAACACAUCAUUUAAUACCCAUGAAGGCAUCUUGUCUUUAGUGGUUUCUUUGGUCUUGAGCUCAUCUCUCCAGUUCAUCAUUAAUGUGACUUCUGCUUCCUUGCUAAUACACUCCUUGAGGAGACAUAUACAGAAGAUGCAGAAAAAUGCCACUGGUUUCUGGAAUCCCCAGACGGAAGCUCAUGUAGGUGCUAUGAAGCUGAUGAUCUAUUUCCUCAUCCUCUACAUUCCAUAUUCAGUUGCUACACUGGUCCAGUAUCUCCCCUUUUAUGUAGGGAUGGAUAUGGGGACCAAAGCCAUUUGUCUGAUUUUUGCCACCCUUUACUCUCCAGGACAUUCUGUUCUCAUUAUUAUCACACAUCCUAAACUGAAAACAACAGCAAAGAAGAUUCUUUGUUUCAAAAAAUAG